Molecule: messenger RNA, 4631 nt
Organism: Spodoptera littoralis (African cotton leafworm)
Lineage: Eukaryota; Metazoa; Arthropoda; Insecta; Lepidoptera; Noctuidae
Source: the annotation of a GenBank genome assembly
CACAAGUACACAUUAUUUGAAGUGUGAAACGAACGAAUUUCGCGUUUAAUGAAAAUAAAUAAUAUCACAAUCAAAACACACAAUAUCGGUUCAAAAUGAGGAUCAUUUAUUUACUUCUUCUUGUGUCCUUGUUUUGUCUGGUGAGCGCGAAAUAUUUGCCCAAUGAACGUGCUUCAGGCAUUUUGCUCAGGAAGCCUAGAUCUUUAUCAGAUGAAUCAAAUAUUUCAAACGAAAGUAAUGAUGAUGAUAAUACAAAUGAAAACGAUGACGACAAUGACGAUUCCUUGGAGCGUAAACAAAUUGAACAACAGUUGAAACUUCAAGAGAAAAGAGAGAAAGAGGAGCGAAAACGUUUAGAAAAAGAACGUAAGCAUCGAGAAAAACUUGAAGAAGAGGAACGAAAGUUGCAAGAAAAAAUAGCAGAACGGGAACGUAAGCUACAGGAAAAACUGGAAAAGGAAGAACGCAAGCGACAAGAGAAAUUAGAAAAAGAGGAGCGUAAGCGACAAGAAGAAGAAAGGAAACUGCAAGAAAAACUUGAGAAAGAAGAACGUAAACGUCAAGAAAAGAUUCAAAAACAUCUAGAAGAGAUCGAAAAGAAAACAGCCGAACAAAACAACCCGGUGGUUGACAGCUCUUCUGAGUCCACUGAAGACAAUGAUCCCAUGGAUUUGGAAGAUAUUUGGAAGAACUAUGUAUAUUCAAGGUACGGGUUAACUGCUAACAACAGUGAUAUUGAGAAGCAGGCUGCAGUGAAUAGAUAUUUAUCAGAAGAGCUUGGUUUAAGUGUUAAUAGUACUAAGGUUGAAUAUCGCCAAGCAGUUUUACAAUUAGUCCAAAACAAAUUGUUAAAUGAUACUGGUGCACCGGAUAGUUUCCAUAAUUAUUUGAUUAGUCACGUGAAUGCCGUAUAUAUUCAGAGGCUUAGUGCUGAAUUAGAAGCCAAAAUAGCUGAAUUGGAUAACGAGACUGCUUUAUUACAAAAUGUCACCUUACCGUGGGUAAACGAGGCCCAACAAACAAUCGAGCAAAAGAGAACUAUACUUCAAACUGUUGUUCAAUUUUUAUCGAACGUACUACCCAAUUGGAUAACUGGAACGCAAACAGGCCCCUCCGCCUUUAAUCCCCCUACUUCAGACGCCAGUGUAGCAGUUGGUAGCUCAUCUGUGGGUGUGGCUAAUGUAGAUGCCUCAGUAAGUGUCUCAUCUAACUCUGCUUCCACUGACGCCAGUGUAUCAGUAGGCGGUUCAUCCGCCGCAGUACCCACCAAUGCUGGCGCCUCUGUAGCUGUGUCGUCUAACUCUGCUCCCGCUGACGGCAGUGUAUCAGUAGACGGUUCAUCCGCCGCAGUACCCGCCAAUGCCGGCGCCUCUGUAGCUGUGUCGUCUAACUCUGCUCCCGCUGACGGCAGUGUAUCAGUAGACAAUUCAUCCGCCGGAGUACCAGCCAAUGCUGGCGCCUCAGUAGCUGUGUCAUCUAACUCUGCUCCCGCUGACGGCAGUAUAUCAGUAGACAGUUCAUCCGCCGCAGUACCCGCCAAUGCUGGCGCCUCUGUAGCAGUGUCAUCUAACUCUGCUCCCGCUGACGGCAGUGUAUCAGUAGACGGUUCAUCCGCCGGAGUACCAGCCAAUGCUGGCGCCUCAGUAGCUGUAUCAUCUAACUCUGCUCCCGCUGACGGCAGUGUAUCAGUAGACGGUUCAUCCGUCGCAGUACCCGCCAAUGCCGGCGCCUCUGUAGCAGUGUCAUCUAACUCUGCUCCCGCUGACGGCAGUGUAUCAGUAGACGGUUCAUCCGCCGGAGUACCAGCCAAUGUUGGCGCCUCAGUAGCUGUAUCAUCUAACUCUGCUCCCGCUGACGGCAGUGUAUCAGUAGACGGUUCAUCCGUCGCAGUACCCGCCAAUGCCGGCGCCUCUGUAGCUGUGUCGUCUAUCUCUGCUCCCGCUGACGGCAGUGUAUCAGUAGACAUACCUGCCAAUGCUGGCGCCUCAGUAGCUGUGUCAUCUAACUCUGCUCCCGCUGACGGCAGUGUAUCAGUAGACGGUUCAUCCGCCGCAGUACCCGCCAAUGCCGGCGCCUCUGUAGCUGUGUCGUCUAACUCUGCUCCCGCUGACGGCAGUGUAUCAGUAGACAGUUCAUCCGCCGGAGUACCAGCCAAUGCUGGCGCCUCAGUAGCUGUAUCAUCUAACUCUGCUCCCGCUGACGGCAGUGUAUCAGUAGACGGUUCAUCCGUUGCAGUACCUGCCAAUGCUGGCGCCUCAGUAGCUGUGUCAUCUAACUCUGCUCCCGCUGACGGCAGUGUAUCAGUAGACGGUUCAUCCGCCGCAGUACCCGCCAAUGCCGGCGCCUCUGUAGCUGUGUCGUCUAACUCUGCUCCCGCUGAUGGCAGUGUAUCAGUAGACAGUUCAUCCGCCGGAGUACCUGCCAAUGCUGGCGCCUCAGUAGCUGUAUCAUCUAACUCUGCUCCCGCUGACAGCAGUGUAUCAGUAGACGGUUCAUCUGUCGCAGUACCCGCCAAUGCUGGCACCUCAGUUGCUGUAUCAUCUAACUCUGCUCCCGCUGACAGCAGUGUAUCAGUAGACGGUUCAUCUGUCGUAGUAACCGCCAAUGCUGGCGCCUCUGUAGUUGUGUCAUCUAACUCUGCUUCCGCUGACGGCAGUGUAUUAGUAGACGGUUCAUCCGCUGGAGUGCCCGCCAAUACUGGCGCGUCAGUAGCUGUGUCAUCUAAUACUGCCGCUGUUGACGCUGCCCCCGUUAACGCAGCCCCCGUUGACGCUGUCCCUGUUGAUGCAGCUUCCGUUGACGUAGCUCCCGUUGACGCAGCCCCCGUUGACGCUGCCCCUGUUAACGCAGCUCCAGUUGACGUAGCUUCAGUUGACGCAGCCCCCGUUGACGCUGCCCCUGUUGACUCUGCCCCCGUUGAUACCGCCCCCGUUGACGCAGCCCCCGUUGACGCAGCCCCCGUUGACGCUGCCUCUGUUGACGUUUCCCCUGUUGACGCUGCCCCUGUUGACGCUGCCCCUGUUGACGCUGCCCCUGUUAACGCUGCCCCCAUCGACGCAGCGCCCGUUGAUGUAGCUCCCGUUGACGCUGCCCCCAUUGCCGCAGCUCCUGUUGACGCUGCCCCCAUUGAUGCAGCCCCCGUUGACGCUGCCCCCGUCGAUGUAGCUCCCAUCGACACAGCCCCCGUUGAUGUAGCUCCUGUUGACGCCACCCCCAUUGACACCACCUCUAUUGACGCUGCCCCUGUUAACGCAGCCCCCGUUGACGCUGUCCCUGUUGAUGCAGCUCCCGUUGACGUAGCUCCCGUUGACGCAGCCCCCGUUGACGCUGCCCCUGUUGACGCAGUUCCCGUUGACGUAGCUCCAGUUGGCGCAGCCCCCGUUGACGCUGCCCCUGUUGACGCAGCUCCCGUUGACACAGCUCCCGUUGACGCAGCCCCCGUUGACGCUGCCCCUGUUGAUGCAGCUCCCGUUGACGCUGCCCCCGUUGACGUAGCUCCCGUUGUCGUAGCUCCCGUUGAUGCUGCCCCUGUUGAUGCUGCCUCAGUUGACGCAGCCGCCGUUGACGUAGCUCCCGUUGAUACUGCCCCUGUUGACGCUGCCCCCGUUGACGUAGCUCCUGUUGAUGCUGCCCCUGUUGACGUUGCCCCUGUUGACGCAGCCCCCGUUGACGCUGCCCCUGUUGACGCAGCUCCCGUUGACGUAGCUCCUGUUGAUGCUGCCCCUGUUGACGUUGCCCCUGUUGACGCAGUCCCCGUUGACGCUGCCCCUGUUGACGCAGCUCCCGUUGACGUAGCUCCCGUUAACGCAGCCCCUGUUGACGCAGCCCCCGUUGACGCUGCUCCUAUUGACGCAGCUCCCGUUGAUGUAGCUUCCGUUGAUACUGCCCCUGUUGACGUUGCCCCUGUUGACGCAGCCCCCGUUGACGGUGCCCCUGUUGACGCAGCUCCCGUUGACGUAGCUCCCGUUGACGCAGCCCCCGUUGACGCUGCCCCUGUUGAUGCAGCUUCCGUUGACGUAGCUCCCGUUGACGCAGCCCCCGUUGACGCUGCCCCUGUUAACGCAGCUCCAGUUGACGUAGCUUCAGUUGACGCAGCCCCCGUUGACGCUGCCCCUGUUGACGCAGCUCCCGUUGACAUAGCUCCCGUUGACGCAGCCCCCGUUGACGCUGCCCCUGUUGAUGCAGCUCCCGGUGACGCUGCCCCUGUUGAGGCAGUUCCUGCUGACUCGGCCAACUCGGUGGUCGAAUCAUCUAACCCAGCCCCAGUUAAUGCUGGUGUCCCAGUAGACAGCUCGGUCGGCUCGGCUGUCGCGGUUCCAACCGAAGCAGGUGUAUCUGAGAGCCCUAUUGCAGUAAAUACGGAGGGAAUUAUUGCAAGUUCAACUGACGCCGUACCCAUCGACGUUACUAGUGCAUCUGGAAGCAACGUAUCUCCCUCUGGACCAGCAGAACCAGUUUCCAGCUCUGGGCAAGCCUCUAAUGCUGUAAAUAAUAUUGAGACUACAGUAGCACCUCAAGUUGUUCAAGAAAAUACUAAUACUCCCGCUGUACCGGAGUCAGUCUACGGUGAAACCUUAGCUCCGGUACCUUUUGAAGACGGUGCAGCAUUGUUAGAAGUGACCACCCAAUAA